Messenger RNA from Zonotrichia leucophrys gambelii, 2594 nucleotides. RefSeq names its product enhancer of zeste 2 polycomb repressive complex 2 subunit (gene EZH2). Lineage: Eukaryota; Metazoa; Chordata; Aves; Passeriformes; Passerellidae. Bases 69 to 2330 code for a protein of 753 amino acids. Gene Ontology annotation, cellular component: nucleus; ESC/E(Z) complex. Gene Ontology annotation, biological process: heterochromatin formation. The transcript has 20 exons. The record is from RefSeq and is a predicted model, not a curated record. Gene Ontology annotation, molecular function: protein binding; histone H3K27 methyltransferase activity; chromatin binding.
GAGCUGGCGGCGGCACCGGCGGGAGCGGCGGCGGCGAGGAGCCGGGGCGGCGGGGGGGCGGGAUAAUCAUGGGUCAGACCGGAAAAAAAUCUGAGAAGGGACCAAUUUGUUGGAGAAAACGUGUAAAAUCAGAAUAUAUGAGACUGAGGCAGCUCAAGAGGUUCCGACGUGCCGAUGAAGUAAAGAGUAUGUUUAAUUCUAAUCGUCAGAAGAUACUGGAAAGAACUGAAAUCUUAAAUCAAGAAUGGAAACAACGUAGGAUACAGCCUGUCCACAUCAUGACUUCUGUGAGCUCAUUGCGCGGGACCAGGGAGUGCUCUGUUACCAGUGACAUUGAUUUUCCAAAACAAGUCAUCCCACUGAAGACUCUCAAUGCUGUUGCUUCUGUGCCUAUAAUGUACUCUUGGUCUCCCCUUCAACAGAAUUUUAUGGUAGAGGAUGAAACUGUUUUACAUAACAUUCCAUAUAUGGGAGAUGAAGUGCUUGACCAGGAUGGUACUUUUAUUGAAGAACUGAUCAAGAAUUAUGAUGGGAAAGUGCAUGGAGACAGAGGUGAGCCCAAACACUCAGAAUGUGGAUUUAUCAAUGAUGAAAUAUUUGUUGAGUUGGUCAAUGCCCUUGGUCAAUAUAGUGAUGAUGAAGAUGAUGAUGAUGGAGAUGACAAUCCUGAUGAAAGAGAUGACAAGCAAAAAGAUCGGGAAGGUAACAGGAUGGAGAAAGAAACCCACCCACCUCGGAGAUUUCCUUCUGACAAGAUAUUUGAAGCCAUUUCCUCAAUGUUUCCAGACAAGGGUACAGCAGAAGAAUUGAAAGAGAAAUACAAAGAACUCACUGAACAGCAGCUUCCUGGAGCUCUUCCUCCUGAGUGCACACCGAACAUAGAUGGACCAAAUGCUAAAUCUGUUCAGAGGGAGCAAAGCCUGCACUCCUUUCACACACUCUUCUGUAGGCGCUGUUUUAAAUACGAUUGCUUCUUACAUCCAUUCCAUGCAACUCCCAAUACUUAUAAGCGAAAGAAUACAGAAACAGCAUUAGAUAAUAAGCCUUGUGGACCUCACUGUUAUCAGCAUCUGGAGGGUGCGAAGGAGUUUGCGGCCGCGCUGACGGCGGAGCGCAUCAAGACGCCGCCGAAGCGCCCUGGCGGGCGGCGGCGGGGCCGGCUGCCCAACAACACCAGCAGGCCCAGCACGCCCACCAUCAACGUGCUGGAGUCCAAGGACACCGACAGCGACCGCGAGGCCGGCACCGAAACCGGCGGGGAGAACAACGACAAGGAGGAGGAAGAAAAGAAAGAUGAAACUUCCAGUUCCUCUGAAGCAAAUUCUAGGUGUCAAACACCAAUAAAGAUGAAGCCAAAUAUUGAGCCUCCAGAGAAUGUGGAAUGGAGUGGUGCAGAAGCUUCAAUGUUUAGAGUCCUUAUUGGCACCUACUAUGACAACUUCUGUGCAAUUGCCAGAUUGAUUGGGACCAAAACGUGCAGACAGGUGUAUGAGUUUAGAGUAAAGGAAUCUAGUAUUAUUGCACCAGUCCCUGCUGAAGAUGUUGAUACUCCUCCCAGAAAGAAGAAAAGGAAACACAGGUUGUGGGCUGCUCAUUGCAGAAAGAUACAGCUGAAAAAGGAUGGGUCAUCGAAUCACGUUUACAACUAUCAGCCAUGUGAUCACCCACGUCAGCCUUGUGAUAGCUCAUGCCCAUGUGUAAUUGCUCAAAACUUCUGUGAGAAGUUUUGUCAGUGCAGCUCAGAAUGCCAAAAUCGUUUUCCUGGGUGUCGUUGUAAAGCACAGUGCAACACCAAGCAGUGUCCCUGUUACCUGGCUGUCCGAGAGUGUGACCCCGACCUCUGCCUCACCUGUGGAGCAGCUGACCACUGGGACAGCAAAAAUGUUUCCUGCAAGAACUGCAGCAUUCAGAGAGGAUCCAAAAAACACUUACUAUUGGCACCUUCAGAUGUGGCAGGCUGGGGAAUUUUUAUCAAAGAUCCUGUACAGAAGAAUGAAUUCAUCUCUGAAUACUGUGGUGAGAUUAUCUCUCAGGAUGAGGCAGACAGAAGAGGAAAAGUGUACGACAAAUACAUGUGCAGCUUUCUGUUUAACUUGAAUAAUGAUUUUGUGGUUGAUGCAACACGCAAGGGCAACAAAAUUAGAUUUGCAAACCAUUCAGUAAAUCCCAACUGCUAUGCAAAAGUUAUGAUGGUUAAUGGUGAUCACAGAAUAGGAAUAUUUGCUAAAAGAGCCAUUCAGACUGGUGAAGAACUGUUCUUUGACUACAGAUAUAGCCAAGCUGAUGCCCUUAAGUAUGUGGGCAUUGAAAGAGAAAUGGAAAUCCCUUGACACCAGCUACCUCUUCUUUUAAACAAACAGCUGCCUUAUCUUCAGGAAUUUCUAGUACUGUGGGCAAUUUUAGAAAAAUACAAAUGAUGCAAUUUGAAAUUCUGUAUUUGCAAAGUACUGUAACAGUAAUUUAUAGUAACGAAUUUUAAAAAACCAACUUUUUAUUGCCUUCUCACCAGCUGCAAAGUGUUUUGUACCUAGGAACUUUUGCAAUAAUGUGGUGUGGUACAUUUUUCAACCUUGAAUAAAGGAUACUUGAACUUC